Molecule: messenger RNA, 3165 nt
Organism: Lytechinus variegatus (green sea urchin)
Lineage: Eukaryota; Metazoa; Echinodermata; Echinoidea; Temnopleuroida; Toxopneustidae
Gene: ccdc6
Product: coiled-coil domain-containing protein 6-like
Exons: 8
Coding region: 39-1289 (416 amino acids)
Source: RefSeq, a predicted model, not a curated record
AUAAAAAUUAGCAUACCGAUCAUAUCACAGUCGACAACAUGGCUACCGACAUGGCAGACAGCGCCAGUGCCAGUGAGAUAGAAAGUGACACGGAUAGUACCAAGAUGUCUAUUCCAAUUCCUCGACGGGAGGAGCUCUUCAAUAGAAUCGCCAGUUUGGAGCAGGAAAAUAAGGUUUUGAAGAUGGAAUUAGAGACGUACAAGAUGAAAUGCAAGUCUUUGGUGGCCGAAAAUCGAGAACUUCGGAAGGCGAGCGUCAACAUCCAAGCACAAGCAGAACAAGAGGAGGAAUUCAUUAGCAACACGUUGAUGAAAAAGAUCCAUUCACUGAAGAAAGAGAAAGAGAAACUGGCUGUUAAUUAUGAACAGGAAGAAGAGUAUCUCACCAAUGAUUUGUCAAGGAAAUUAACCCAGUUGAGACAUGAAAAGCUUCAGCUGGAGAGAACGUUGGAACAGGAACAAGAGUAUCAGGUCAACAAACUCAUGAGGAAGAUAGAAAGAUUGGAAAACGAUACGGGAGGAAAGCAACGAAAACUAGAAGAGCUGAAAAGAGAAAAGAUUGACCUGGAGAAUGCUUUAGAACAAGAACAAGAAGCCCUUGUCAAUAGGUUGUGGAAGAGAAUGGAGAAACUAGAAGCUGAAAAGAGAAAUCUACAGGAAAAGUUGGACGAGCCCGUGUCAGCACCGCCAUCCCCUCGUGAGAUCAAGAAUGGCGAGACAACGGAAACGCUCUCCCGCUAUGUGGAACAGCUCAGGAACGAGGUCCGCAAGCUCAAGAACCAGCUCCUUUCUACGCAGAUGGAACACCAAGAGAGAAUUGUCCAUAUUCAGCAGGACGAGAGGGAGGUCCGUGAGGAGAACAUCCGUCUCCAGCGCAAGCUCCUCCUGGAGCAGGAGAGGAGAGAAGCCCUAAGCAGACACCUGUCAGAAAGUGAGUCAAGUCUGGAGAUGGAUGACGAGAGGCAGUUCAACGAGAUGGCUCAAGGACUCAGACCAAGGACGAUAUCAUCACCGAUCCCUUACUCACCAAACCCAGCCAGGCCUAUCUCCCCUGCGUACCCGGCCUUGACUCCCCCGUCCCCAGCCACCCGGGGUGCCUCAUUCGCCAGCUCGACGGCCAGUCACCCAUCACCUAUUAGUCCUUUUGGCACUUCACCACCAGUGGGACCAGCACCACUCAACCCUCAUAUGAGAAUGAGGCCGCAAGGUCCUUCACCAUCCGGCCACCAUGACCGCUUCGUAAAGCCAACCAACCCAACCUACACCAGCACGCCGACCAGCAACUCGUAGUCGCCGCUUCAAAUGUCUGCACUUGAGUUCGUAACAAGAGGAGGUGAUGUCAUCCAACCCAUGUAUGCCUUUUGCACCUAUGUGUAUUUAUCCUGAUUGGCUCUGUAUGAACAUUCGAUGCACCGUCGGGCUUGGCAUCACCAAGGAUUAAUUCGUAGCUGUACGGGAUCAGUGGAAUAGCAGCACCGAGUUGCCAAUUUGAGGAUUACGGUGAAGGCAUUGAAUAAGUUUGCAGUUGAGAUUCAUUGCACAAUGCAGACCGUACCAUCAGCUGUAUCUGGCAUGUAUAUUCAUAACCUUUCGUAAGUGCGUCGAGGCACUUCUUUUUAGAUAAGAAAUAUCACUAAUGCAUGUGAUUCUACUAUGAUGUCAUUACUCUUCUCAAAGGGAAAUCCCCCUAAUGAUUUAGGGGAUUUCCCCCAUGUCUCUGUGAUGUAUAUUGUGAUCUGUGUACAGUUGCAGACACCUUUCUCCAUAUCUCAUCAAACUUAGGGUUAGUGCAUUUUUGUAUUAAGGUCUAGUAUCGAUUAUCUCUCACAUUGUAUGAUUUUACCCAGUUUUAUUCAUCAUUUUAUGUUUGCACACGGUCGGAAAAAGAGAAAGAUGAUUGGAAGUCCUUUUCAUGAUUGUGUAGCAAAGUGAGAGGAAAGGUUUUUUGAAAGCGAAAGAAAUAUUUCACAGGAGUGACAAUGCAGAAGCACCAUGGUGUAGUGGUUCUGUCUCUCGCCUUUACUCAUGGGUUCAAAUCCCACUCCAGGCGUUAUUUUUCUUCAGCAAGAAACUUAUCCGUAUUGGCUGCACUCAACCCUGGUGAGGUGAAUGUGUACCUGGUAGGAUUUACUCCUUGUAUGCUUCAGCACCUAUAUGGCAGCUCAGCCACAGCCUGGUAUAAUAUGAUACCAAGAAUUAAAGCACAGAGAAUAUGGAUAUUUCAGCUGCGCUAUAUAGAUGGACUUAUAAGAGCAGCAGAUUAUAUUAUUGAUGCAGUAGAGUGUAUGAAGUAUGGCAUAGUCAACAAAGCAUUGAAUAUGUAUCAGGAUAGGAAAUGGUUUCAAUGAGAAGAUAUUUUUGUAUUGGUUGAAUUUGUUUUAUAUAUCAGAGAAUGUGUAAUGUAUGAUAAAUAUACAUACUUGGUUGUGUGAACGUUAAUGUAUAAUCAGGAACUGUAUAUCUCUCCAUUGUCGUUCUUUUCUAUCAUGCCAUUUUUUUUUUCACCCGCCUUCCCUUUCCCUCUUUCUUAAAAUCUCUUCCUCAUCCUCUAAUUCACUGUAUCUUUCUGUCCUACCACCUCUCCCAUUCCCCCUCUUUCAAUAAUGGAAGCAGUUUUUGGAUGACACAAAACCAACAUAUGAAGAGUUUGAAGGUAGUGUGAACUCGAAAGAGAGUUUAGAUCCUACAUCAGCAUCCCGUGUCCUGAAGACUUCUUUUAACAGAUACACAAAUUCUACAUGCCUACAUACUAUCAGCAAAUGAUUUCAUUAACUUUAACCUGUCAGUACAGAUUUAUUUCAACAAAUGGGCCCCAGAUUUCAACCAAUUUCAAAAUGAAAAGAAAACUCUUCACCCUUUAUGUAUUAAUCAUUACUAAUAAAACAUGAAUCCAUCAAUGUUCCUAUGAGAAUGUUAUGUACAUGUAUAAAUACCUGAUAUGUACCGGUACUAUGCUAGUAAUUUCAUGUUUUAUCCUCAACUGUUGGCAUAUAUAUAUAUACUCACAGAAAUUCUAACAUCUUGUGAAAUUAUACAGGCACAAACUGUCCCACCUAGUAGAAAACAAGGCAAAAAAUUGUAUGCUAUCUGUAUGGUAUAUACAGUAAUUUUACUCACACAUCAUGAGCUUGAAAGUAGAACAGAUUUGAAAUACAAUUUAUUUGAA